AUGUCCUCGAUCCCCGACACCUCGCUUGGCCUCACCUCCUCCGAGAUCCAGAUUCUUCGACAGCAGCAACAGAUUGCCCUGCAGAACACCCAUGCCGGCAAUGGCGCUGCCAGGGGCCGGGGUGCUGGGAGAGCCAGCAACUCUAGCUCGCGCGCAACCAGUGCCGCCAGUAGCCAAGGACGCCUGUUACUGGACCCCGACAGCCUUCAUGCACUGUCACAUCAGCUGGGCUCCCUGGAGCGGCGUAUCAGUAGCCAGAUCGACUAUCUCUCACAACAAAUAUCCGAUUCCGUCAAGCUUAGCCAGAGCGGCGCAUUAAGGACAAUCCAACAGGUCGAUGCGGAAAUGGCCCGGACCCGCGCGAUGAUGGCCUCCGCCGACGAUUUGGAGAACGAACUGGCCAAGAUCGGCCACAUUCGGGAUAUCGUGAAGUCCUUUCGUGGGCGAAUCGAAGGCUUAGAUCGUCGCAUCGACCAAUCUCGUCGCCGCCGCUAA
This is a messenger RNA of Penicillium chermesinum, 495 nucleotides long. RefSeq lists its product as uncharacterized. Gene Ontology annotation, biological process: endosome organization. The record is from RefSeq and is a predicted model, not a curated record. Lineage: Eukaryota; Fungi; Ascomycota; Eurotiomycetes; Eurotiales; Aspergillaceae. Bases 1 to 495 code for a protein of 164 amino acids. Gene Ontology annotation, cellular component: BLOC-1 complex. The transcript has 2 exons.